Molecule: messenger RNA, 1354 nt
Organism: Larimichthys crocea (large yellow croaker)
Lineage: Eukaryota; Metazoa; Chordata; Actinopteri; Sciaenidae
Gene: fam131c
Product: family with sequence similarity 131 member C
Exons: 6
Coding region: 228-1007 (259 amino acids)
Source: RefSeq, a predicted model, not a curated record
UCUGUGUGUCCCCCCUCCCCAUACUGUCUGUCUGGCUCUCUCACCUCUCUCUCCUCCUAUGCAUCAGCUGGCAUCCGCUCUCUACUUUCCCCCUUGCCUCAGUUCCUCACUUCUCUCUUCUCCUCUGAUACGUCUGUCUCUUUUUCUCCCCUUCUUCCACUCUUUCACCCACUCCUCAUCCUCAAGCCACCAUGGUGAACAGAUAACCGCCCGGCCGUCCUGCGACCAUGGGUGCCUGCCUCUGCAAAGGUCACAAAGAGCUCCAUCAUGCCAUGACAACACUGCAGGACCGGACUGAGGAGGGUCAGCCAUCCUCUGUCAAGGAUGGUCAGAAUCCCUCCUACGGCGGUGUUGCAGAUAAAACCGGCGGUUAUGACAUCGGUGAGCUGGCCACCUCCUCUUUGAUGGGUUUGGUGGCCACGAUAAAGGAGCAUAUCACCAAGCCGACAGCAAUGGCCCAGGGGCGGGUUGCUCACCUGAUUGAGUGGAAGGGCUGGGGUGGAGGUGGCGAGGCCAGAGGAGGUUGGAGCGGGGCCUGGGGUAAAGGAGGUGGAGGAUGGGGUGGGGUGGGUGCCGAGCUGCAGGAGGAUGAACAAUUCUACUCCCAGAUGACAGACGAGAUCAAGGAAGCUCGCUUCGCGGCAGGUGUAGCAGAGCAGUUUGCCCUGGCUGAGGCAUCAAUGAAUGUGUGGUCCAUGAACGACAGCUUGGAGCAGCCUUCCACCAGCUUGCAAGCUACACAAAGUCACUUCUUGUCUCAGUUUCUGCUGGACGGUGGAAGCGUCAGUGUUCCCCAGCACCUGUACAGCAUCCAUGCCCAGACUUAUGGCAACAACAGGGUGGCCCACCUGUUCCCCCCGCCAGUGGUUAACUCCAUUUCCCCGACGUCCAACACUCAGCAGGAGGGAGAUCAUCCCUUCGAGGACAGGAGCACUGCAACUGCAGAGGCUGCUGUCCGGCACGUAGACAGCAGCUCGCUAUCCGAGGAUGAUGUUUUUUAUAACUAGGAAAAGAAUCUUGUUUGAAAUCCUCUAAAUUCCUCUCACUGAGAGGACUUGAGCCUCAACCACCAGCAAUGACAGUAUCAGCAAUGGUACAAGAAAUAAAGGUAGACAUCUGUGAGAUAUCUCAAGAGAGUUCUCCAAAUGACUUCAUUGGAAAGGUCUAAGAUCUGGGCUUCAGAUACAAAGACUCCAAAUUGUUUUUCUCCCAGGUUGAGGUAUAUACUUUUGUGAAUGUACAUAGUUCCCCUGUUACAUUUAAAUUUUGUAUUCACUGUACAUUACACAUUUUCAUAUUAUAUGUAGAACUGAACUGUGACGAGUCAAACAAUACCGGUGUAAAUAUCUUGUUA